Molecule: messenger RNA, 1098 nt
Organism: Penicillium olsonii
Lineage: Eukaryota; Fungi; Ascomycota; Eurotiomycetes; Eurotiales; Aspergillaceae
Source: the annotation of a GenBank genome assembly
AUGCUAGUAUCUGGUGAUUUUGGGCCCGCGCCAGCUGGGUUCGAUCUUGCCGAGAAUCAACAAGCUCAGAUGCUCGGUGCUGCCAUCAGUGUUAUGGUCAUUGGGGCCCUAGCAGUCAUGUUGCGCAUCUAUACUCGCGUAAAGAACUCGCACACCAAUUUUGGUCUUGACGAUUAUCUCAUUUUCGCCUCCUUGUGCUGCGCAUAUGGUACUGCGAUUUGUGUGAUCAUCAGCACGAAGUACAAGAACGGGUGGCAUCAACAGACUCUGCGUGAGUACGAGUUCAUCUCGUUAUGGAAGCUCUUGUUCGCCCACAUUAUCAUAUACUCGACGACCGUGACCCUCACCAAAUCCUCGAUCAUUAUGUUCUAUCGCCGAAUCUUCAACCUCCAAUGGCCCCUUUACCUUGCCAUGUUCAUCAUCCUGGGAUACUUUGUGGCAGUUGUUAUGACUAUUGCUAUCGCAUGUCGUCCAUUUUCUCACCUUUGGCAGGCAUACACUGAUCCUGGCGCGGAAGGAACAUGUAUUGACGUACGCAAAUUUUUCCUUUACAAUGGAAUUGCUUCUGUGUCGAUUGAUAUUACGAUCUUAUGCAUCCCUGCUCCUAUCAUCUGGAAGCUGCAAAUGCCAAAAGCACAACGGCUUGCUGUUAUCAGCAUUUUGUUACUCGGUGGAUUUGUCUGUGUUGCUGGGGUUAUUCGGGUUGUUUUCUUGUACAAAAACACCCAAUCUGAAGACCCAUCUUGGACCAUAGGUCCCGUAUUCGUGUGGUCUUGUGUUGAACCUUUCAUUGGGAUUGUCUGUGCUUGCCUUCCCACCUUUACGCCAUUGUUCCGCCGCUGGUGGGCUAUUUUGGGUGGUAAAAAGUGGGACUCCAAGAAGAAGAGAGAGUACGAUAGCGGCGGGUCCAGGAUACAUCUCUCAAGACACCAAACCACGGACGAAGAUGAUGCUGGUGAGCAUCAUGGCGACCAAGUGCAACUGAUGAAUUUCCCUGGGUGGCCCUUGCACUUUUUGAAAGGAAAGGAAAGUAGAGAUAACAUGACACCAAGCUCCAAGAUCCAGGUCAAAGAAGAGAUCUCAAUCUCUUGGAACUAA